Messenger RNA from Closterium sp. NIES-67, 372 nucleotides. NCBI's taxonomy places the organism in Eukaryota, Viridiplantae, Streptophyta, Zygnematophyceae, Desmidiales, Closteriaceae. The record is from the annotation of a GenBank genome assembly.
CUUUAAUUGAACUUUUGAGAUUGAGUUAAGUUCUCCUCCUACAGCUUACCCCCUAAUGCGUCGAAAGCCAUAGCGUCGCGAAUACUUCAUCAAUCAACGUGUUUCAAAUUGGGAACGGUAGCUGAGAUUAAGAGCUACAACAUAUCUGAGUUUCGCGACAUUCCAACGGCUAGUUUUCCGUCGACGUCGUUUCUUGUGAAGACGACUUUUCUGUCCAGAAUUUCGGAUUUAUAUUUUGAGUCGCUGUCUCAGCUGCUGGACUACGGCUUCUACCACGCGGACCCGCAUCCUGGAAACUUCCUGCUCACCUAUGAUAACAAGCUCGCGUAUCUGGGGAGACCGCGGUAAAGGCGGGUAGCCACGGCCCACAGG